AUUCACAUGUAAGGGUGUCUGCAGCCGCUAUUUACAAGAUCUCCGUUACCAUGUCUGAUAGAGGCACAGGUUCAGGUUGUAAAAGAAGUCGACCAGAAGACUGGGGUGAGAUUGAUCCUUCCCCAGUUGUUCAUGUCCGUGGUCUGCCGAGACAUAGUGUGGAAUUUGAUGUCGUCAAAGCAUUUGAGUCUUAUGGACGUAUUCGUGACGUAACAAUGAUGCCUCAGAAAAAACAAGCUUUGGUUGAGUUUGAAGAUAUAUCAUCAGCUGAAGCUCUUAUAGAAAGAAAUCCCGAAGUGAAAAUUCUGAAUAGCCUGGUUCAAAUCAGUUUCAGCACAUCAAAACACAUAGUUCAGCGAGCUGCAAAUAGAGUUCCUACCGAUGAACAAAGUUCGCUUUCAGCAGAUAAUCAUAUCCUUCUGUUUACAAUUUACGAUACUGAUCGUCCUAUAACUGUUGAAACAAUUUAUCGAAUAACAUUUUCGUACGGUAGUGUCCUUCGAAUAGUCAUCUUUCGGAAAUCCCAGGUUCAAGCAAUGGUGGAGUUUGGAAGUGUACAAGAAGCACGUAAUGCAAAGCUCCAUUUGAAUGGUGCAGAUAUUUUCCCAGGAUGUUGUACUCUAAAGGUAGACUAUGCUCGUCCAGCUCGAUUAUCUGUGCCCAGGAAUGAUCAAGAUAACUGGGACUUCGAGAAAUGCGAACGUGACCCAUUCUGUAAUUUUCAGGAUGGUCAUUACCAAAAUUCGCUUCUCGGUUAUAUGGAUGAGGGUCAUUACGAUUACGAACAUCCUUAUAGGCAGUAUCCUUACGAAGAUUCAAACGAUUACGGACACCAAUACCCCUCAGAAUGUAAGAACAUACCUGUGGGACCUCACAAUAUUCCUGCACUAAAUGGUGCUCAAAAUAGGAAUAGAAAUUCUAACUCCACGGCAGUGGUUAUGCUGUACAAUAUCGAUAUGAAGAAAAUGAACUGUGAUCGCGUAUUCAAUAUUUUGUGUAUUUAUGGCAACGUCAUCCGUGUUAAAUUUCUCCGUACUAAAGAAGGUUCAGCUAUGGUUGAAAUGGGCGAUGUUGAAUCAGCUACCCGCCUUAUCCGAAAUCUGUCAGGUGUUUCGUUUAUGGGCAACCAGUUAAUGGUACGAACUAGUAAGCAAGAUGUCAUUUUGGAUGUUUCUAGUCCAUUCCAGUUGCCCGACGGUUCUCCUUCUUUUAAAGAUUACAGCAAAGAUCGUAAUAACAGGUAUACUACAGCAAUCAUGGCUAAAAAGAAUCGUAUUCAUCCACCUUCACGUACGCUGCACUACUGGAAUGCUCCUCCUAAAAUUUCGAAUAAUGAGUUAUUAGAGUUCGUGAGAAAAUGUGAAGCCCCUGAACCUCAACGUAUUGAACAGUUUUCAAAAGCUUCGGAUAAAUCCUCAUCUGGUUUUAUAAAAUGGACUACAGAUGCCGAAGCAUGUGAAGCUUUGGCUUUAUGUAAUCAUCAACCCAUUAAAGAUGAAGAAUGUACAUAUCCGUUUACCAUUAAGUUUGCAUUCGCGAGUCCUAAUUUAUCUGCUGAACCGAUUCAUGUUGGAAGUGAUAAGAACAAUGAGGAAAAUGGACGAAAUCAUACAGAAUAAUUUUAGUGAGUUCUAUUGUUCUGACUUGAAAUUCCACUAAUUUACUUACGUUUAACCAGUAAGUAAUGCUAAAUAAACUUGAAAUUCCAUAUAUAAAUGAAACAUGAUAUUUAUAAUAUUAUCUGGUUAGUUAAGAUUCUUCAACUUCAUUUGAAUUGUGAAUAUCUCUCAUUAUAGAUCACAUUACAUUCUUAAGGCUAUAUUGAGGCAAUACGCACAGUUUGCACAUAUCCCAAUUAGAGACUGACCAGUUGCAGUCCUAACACAUCGAUGGGAAAAUUCAAACAAACAAUACUAAGUGAAUUCAUAUUACAUUCUGUUUUAUUAAGUAGUAUAAACUUGAUAUAACAUCUAGCAUUAUUAAUACUCAAUCUGUAGUAUAUUUAAUUGUUUGUUUCAUUUCUCCUAUCGUCACUUUAGUUUCUUUUUAAAUUUUACUUUCAACUCAUCGCUGCUAGGAACUAAGGAGAACUAGUAAAAAAUAUUGUAUUAUGACAGUACAAUUGGUCAAAAUGAAUAUGAAUAAGCGGUCUUAAAUUAGUUUGACCACAAAACUGUGUCCUAAAUCUAAACCGAAUAGAUUUUGAAAAACCAACUGACUAGGUAUACAAAAUAUUCAAUUAAAAUAGCAUAACAAUAGAUUAAUUAUAUAAGGGGAAAUAACUGACAAUAUAACAAUGAAGCACAGACAGCCCUACUGACAAUUCUUCAUUUAUAUCUGAGGCACAGUAAUUUAUUUUAUUGUCGAAGGAGUUUCUUAACAUAACUAAUUUCCAACAGGUGAUAUAUAUAAAUGUUCACUUAAAGUUUGCUUGUCUGUCAUUAGAUGUUAUUUGUGUCUUUAUUGAAAGGAAAUUUUAACUUCACCUGUUUACCUUUACUUAUGCGAAUAUAACACUCUUAGCUUGACCAUAUUUUUUAAGAAUAUCUCCACAACCAAAGUAAUCACCUUCGUAAUUAAUUUACUUUACUUAGAGAUCAUUAUAUUAUCGAUCCUAUAUAUCUCAAUUGAUCAUCAUCAUCAUUAUCAUCACUGCACAAAACUGAACAUGCCAUCAUUAAUCAUCAGUCAGCACGGCAUCAUAUGCAGGAUAUUCAUAAAACCAUUGUUUCAUCAAAACAUAAAUGUAAUUGUAGUAUUCAGGUUUUGUUUUCUGUGUCAUUUUGUAUCCUCCUGGUCUCAUCAAAUAUUGUUCAUUAAUUUUUGUGUAUUCUAAUUCAUAUUCUAAUGCAUACGUAGUUAAUUAUAGUCUAUGAUUUACUUGGUCUUCUCUUUCUUUUUCUGUUAUGUUUUCAGUUCUAUCGUGUUAUUGUUCGCCUCUUUUUUUUGUCAAAUAUAUGCAUUAUUAUUUG
Schistosoma rodhaini is the source of this 2972-nucleotide messenger RNA. The record is from the annotation of a GenBank genome assembly. Lineage: Eukaryota; Metazoa; Platyhelminthes; Trematoda; Strigeidida; Schistosomatidae.